Blepharisma stoltei is the source of this 600-nucleotide messenger RNA. Lineage: Eukaryota; Ciliophora; Heterotrichea; Heterotrichida; Blepharismidae. The record is from the annotation of a GenBank genome assembly.
AUGGAAGAACUUCCUACUUUAAAAAUCCUUACAUUGGGGGAUGCUAGUGUUGGAAAAACUUCAAUUCUCCUACGUUUUUCAGAAGACGAAUUUCCGAAAACAACUAUGCCGACAAUAGGAAUUGAAUAUAAAACAAAAUACGCUGAGAUCUCAGGAAGAGCAAUAAAACUUCAAGUUUGGGAUACCGCAGGACAAGAAAGAUACCACCGAACUCUUGCCAGCACAUUUUAUAGGCGAGCAAAUGGGAUUGUUUUAGUAUUUGAUUUGACUGAUAAGACUUCUCUUGAACAUGUAGAAAGCUGGAUGAAACAAAUCCGAGCAAAGGCCGAUCCCAAAGUGGCGAUUAUCCUUGUAGGAAAUAAAAUGGAUUUGAUAGAUCAAAACGAAUUUCCUGAAGGCAAAUCCCUUGCAGAUUCUUAUGGGAUCCCUUUUAUUAUGGUGAGUGCUAAAACUGGCAAAAAUGUCGUAGAAGCAUUUAAUACUCUUUCGGAAAUGAUCGUCAUGCAUGAUCCUUCUGCUCUGCAAGAUAACGCAGCCACCACAGAAACUUUAACCCAAAGACAUAAGCCUCCACCUAGCAACCAAUGCUGUAGCAGUUAA